Messenger RNA from Fusarium poae, 1608 nucleotides. RefSeq lists its product as uncharacterized. Gene Ontology annotation, biological process: protein sumoylation. Gene Ontology annotation, molecular function: zinc ion binding; SUMO ligase activity. Bases 1 to 1608 code for a protein of 535 amino acids. The record is from RefSeq and is a predicted model, not a curated record. NCBI's taxonomy places the organism in Eukaryota, Fungi, Ascomycota, Sordariomycetes, Hypocreales, Nectriaceae. The transcript is spliced from 6 exons.
AUGGCAUCCUCAGGACUAGGCUCGAUCUCGCACCCAGCCUCUUCACACGCUGGUGGAACUCUGCGGCAAGAAGCUGGCGCGCUCGCACGGCAGGUUAAUCGCCUACUGAAUCGCCAGCUUUCGUCUGUAUGCCAGGUCAACGGCGUUAAGAGCACUGGAAUCAAGGCGGAACUACAGGGCCGCAUACAUAAUCUCAUCCAAGAGGCCGUCAACGCCAACGACCCUCUUCGUCUUCACCAAAUUCGCCAGAGCGUGCACAAUACUAUCUCGAAUUCGCUUGCCAGCUCUUCGCCUUCUCGAACGACUCUCGCGCACUCACAUAGUCAUGCUCCCUCUGCGGCAUUCGGAUUGUCCACCAUGUCAUUCCCCAAUACCCACAAUAGCCUGUCUAAUGGUCAGCGCUUUGGCGGAUCGCAAGCAAUGACAGUCGCCUUCAAGUCGAGCCCGUUUUACCAGAUCGAGGCGACUGUUGGUGACGUGAAGGUUUGCGAUGUCAUGUCGCAGCACCGUAACACGGUACCAUACACCAUCAGAGUCGAGGACCAUCCUUAUCUACAGAAGUGUGUCGAGAAUCCUUCGUACCGAGUGAUGAUCUUUUGCGCCGGAGAGUGCUUAGGGACGCAAGAAGUCGCAUUCCCCCAUCAGUCGGAGCUCAAGGUUAAUGGUGGUGAGAUCAAAGCCAAUUUGCGCGGCUUGAAGAACAAACCUGGUUCUACUAGACCGGUUGACAUCACUAAAGCGCUCAGGCUCCGUCCAAAAUACACCAACAACGUUGAAUUUACAUAUGCGUUGACGUCCAAGAAAUUCUACCUCGUAGUCAACAUCUGCAAGAUCACUUCUGUUGAAGAGCUUGCAGGGCGCAUAGCUGCUGGCAAGAAAAUAUCGAUCGAGUCUGUGAAGCAAGAACUCAAUGCCAAAGCACAGGAUCCCGAUGUGGUGGCAACUUCCCAAGUUCUAUCUCUCAAAUGUCCAUUGUCGUACAUGCGCUUAAUGCUUCCGUGUCGUGGCUUUACUUGCACACAUCUACAAUGCUUUGAUGCUACGUCGUAUCUUCAACUGCAAGAGCAGGGCCCGCAAUGGCAGUGCCCCAUCUGCUAUAAAUCUGCGACUUUUGAUCAGUUGGCUGUUGAUUGCUAUGUGAAGGACAUCCUUGCAAAGACAUCCAAGAGCCAAGAAACUGUAAUAAUCGAGCCCAACGGCGACUGGCAUACCAAGAGUUCUGAAGACAGUAGUCAGGGGCAGACUAACGGCAACUCUUCGCAUCAAGGUACUUACGAUGAUGAUGAUGAUGACGACGAUGACCUGGUAAUAUCAGAAGUUAACCCCAUCGGCCAUCGUCGGGUGGAAACACCCAAGAAUGGCACCCCGAGUGUCAAUACACCUGGGACUACAGGUCGGGACACUUCAUCUGCCGGUCCUCGAGGAAUGGGAUCUAUCAGUGGCAAACGGCCAGCGGCCGCUAUCAUCGACCUGACCCUCUCGGAUGAUGAUGACGACGACCCAGCUCCUCCCACCAAGAGGCAGAACACUUCGACGAAUGGAUAUUCGGGAUCGAACGGUCUAUCUGGUUCCUCUCCAAUAUCCCCUAACGGUCUUGGGUAUCUAUAG